Molecule: messenger RNA, 267 nt
Organism: Mollisia scopiformis
Lineage: Eukaryota; Fungi; Ascomycota; Leotiomycetes; Helotiales; Mollisiaceae
Exons: 2
Coding region: 1-267 (88 amino acids)
Source: RefSeq, a predicted model, not a curated record
AUGUCCUUCCCAACAACACUCUCCAGCGAGAAGCCCUCAAACUCAAACAUCGAGCCCAAUCCCGCCACAGAGCCGUCUACUUCAUCAGCAUCUCAGACGAUCACGACGGAUACGGCGAAGCCUAAGAGUGAAGCUGAAGAAGCAGCUGAUAGGUUGUAUGAGGAGAGAAUAGAGGAGGAUGCAGGAGCUGGAGGCGUUGGGAUGACACCAGAGAGGAUCAUUGUGUUGAGCUUGAUACCUCUCCGUCUACUUAGUUUGACUGAAUAA